Messenger RNA from Erinaceus europaeus (western European hedgehog), 5599 nucleotides. It is a transcript of the gene CADPS, whose product is annotated as calcium dependent secretion activator. The transcript has 30 exons. Bases 475 to 4533 code for a protein of 1352 amino acids. Lineage: Eukaryota; Metazoa; Chordata; Mammalia; Eulipotyphla; Erinaceidae. Gene Ontology annotation, cellular component: glutamatergic synapse. The record is from RefSeq and is a predicted model, not a curated record. Gene Ontology annotation, biological process: synaptic vesicle exocytosis; dense core granule exocytosis; positive regulation of exocytosis.
UUGGGGGACGUGCCACGCUAUCCACCCCCCUCCAGCCAUCCUUUACGGACACGGGAGAGUUAAGCCAAUAAACACGUAAGCGCCGCUCCCUCCCCAAUCGGCAAGAUGCCUCUUCGGCUCUUGGCUGCAUCGACAGCUUGCAACACUCGGCAUCUUUUCUGGAGGCGCCUUCUUCAGCGGCUGCAGAUGGCAUCCGGCUGCGGGCACGGGGCUCGCAAUUGACUCGCCCCCAGCCCACUUCGGGUCCACGGACGCACCUCUCCCGUUCCCUCCUCCCCUUGCGCUCCUGGGUCCAAGCCCAGCUCCCAAGAGCCAGGCGGAGGAAGCAGUUGCGGCGGCCGAGGCAGAGCAGCAGCGAACUCGCUCACUGAUUCAGGAGAAGCGCCCAACCGCGGAAGCCCACCCCUACCUGCCUCCUUUUGCGCCCCAAGCCCGGGGCUCCAGACACCCUCUCCCCGCUCCACAGGCGACACCAUGCUGGACCCUUCGUCCAGCGAAGAGGAAUCAGAUGAGAUCGUGGAGGAGGAGAGCGGCAAGGAGGUGCUCGGCUCGGCCGCGUCCGGCGCGCGCCUGUCUCCCAGCCGAACCAGCGAGGGCUCGGGCGGCAGUGCUGGGCUAGGUGGCGGCGGCGGGGCCGGGGCCGGAGUGGGCGCCGGCGGCGGCGGGGUCAGCGGCGCGAGCAGCGGCGGCGGGGGCGGGGGGCUGCAGCCGAGCAGCCGCGCCGGCGGCGGCCGGCCCUCCAGCCCCAGCCCGUCGGUGGUGAGCGAAAAGGAGAAAGAGGAGUUGGAACGGCUGCAGAAGGAAGAGGAGGAGAGGAAGAAGAAGCUGCAGCUCUAUGUGUUCGUGAUGCGUUGCAUUGCCUACCCCUUCAACGCCAAGCAGCCCACCGACAUGGCUCGCCGGCAGCAGAAGAUCAGCAAACAGCAGCUUCAGACAGUCAAGGAUCGAUUUCAGGCUUUCCUCAAUGGGGAAACCCAGAUCGUGGCUGACGAAGCCUUCAUGAAUGCUGUGCAGAGCUACUAUGAGGUGUUCUUGAAGAGUGACCGUGUGGCCCGUAUGGUGCAGAGUGGGGGCUGCUCUGCCAAUGACUCAAGGGAGGUCUUUAAGAAGCACAUUGAAAAGAGGGUGCGAAGCCUACCAGAGAUCGAUGGCCUCAGCAAGGAGACAGUGCUGAGCUCCUGGAUGGCCAAAUUUGAUGCCAUUUACCGUGGAGAAGAGGACCCCAGGAAGCAGCAGGCCCGGAUGACGGCCAGCGCGGCAUCUGAGCUGAUUCUGAGCAAAGAACAACUCUACGAGAUGUUCCAAAACAUUCUUGGAAUCAAGAAGUUUGAACAUCAGCUCCUGUACAAUGCCUGCCAGUUGGACAAUCCAGAUGAGCAAGCAGCUCAAAUCAGAAGAGAGUUGGAUGGGCGUCUCCAAAUGGCAGACCAAAUAGCCAGGGAACGAAAAUUUCCCAAGUUUGUGUCCAAAGAGAUGGAAAACAUGUACAUUGAGGAGCUGAAGUCGUCUGUCAAUCUGCUCAUGGCUAACUUGGAGAGCAUGCCAGUCUCCAAAGGUGGUGAAUUCAAGCUUCAGAAACUCAAACGCAGCCACAAUGCUUCCAUCAUUGACAUGGGCGAGGAGAGUGAGAACCAGCUCUCUAAGUCAGACGUCGUGCUGUCUUUCUCCUUGGAGGUCGUGAUCAUGGAAGUCCAAGGCCUCAAAUCCUUAGCUCCAAAUCGCAUUGUGUAUUGCACAAUGGAGGUAGAAGGAGGAGAGAAACUACAGACUGACCAGGCCGAGGCUUCUAAACCCACCUGGGGCACCCAGGGUGACUUCUCAACAACCCACGCGCUGCCUGCUGUGAAGGUGAAGCUGUUCACAGAGAGCACAGGCGUUCUGGCCUUGGAGGACAAGGAGCUCGGGCGGGUCAUUCUCCAUCCCACCCCAAAUAGCCCCAAACAGUCAGAGUGGCAUAAAAUGACCGUCUCCAAGAACUGCCCUGAUCAAGACCUCAAAAUCAAACUCGCUGUCCGGAUGGAUAAGCCUCAGAACAUGAAGCAUUCUGGGUAUUUAUGGGCCAUUGGUAAGAAUGUAUGGAAGAGAUGGAAGAAAAGGUUUUUUGUAUUGGUGCAGGUCAGCCAGUACACAUUUGCCAUGUGCAGUUACCGGGAGAAAAAAGCAGAGCCUCAGGAACUUCUACAACUGGAUGGCUACACUGUGGAUUACACAGACCCCCAGCCAGGUUUGGAGGGUGGCCGAGCCUUUUUCAAUGCAGUCAAAGAAGGAGACACCGUGAUAUUUGCAAGCGAUGAUGAGCAAGAUCGCAUUCUAUGGGUCCAAGCCAUGUACCGGGCUACUGGGCAGUCACACAAGCCUGUACCCCCGACCCAGGUCCAGAAACUCAAUGCCAAGGGAGGGAAUGUGCCCCAGCUGGAUGCCCCCAUCUCCCAAUUUUACGCAGAUAGAGCUCAAAAACAUGGCAUGGAUGAAUUUAUCUCUUCCAACCCUUGUAACUUUGACCACGCUUCCCUCUUUGAGAUGGUGCAACGCCUUACUUUGGAUCACAGACUUAAUGAUUCUUAUUCUUGCCUGGGCUGGUUCAGUCCUGGCCAAGUCUUUGUACUAGACGAGUAUUGUGCCCGAAAUGGAGUCCGAGGGUGUCACCGACAUCUCUGCUACCUCAGAGACCUGCUUGAAAGGGCAGAAAAUGGCGCCAUGAUUGACCCCACCCUCCUUCACUACAGCUUUGCCUUCUGUGCAUCCCACGUCCAUGGAAACAGGCCUGAUGGAAUCGGAACAGUGACGGUUGAAGAAAAAGAACGUUUUGAAGAAAUCAAAGAAAGACUUCGAGUUCUGCUGGAAAAUCAGAUUACACAUUUUAGGUAUUGCUUUCCAUUUGGUCGGCCCGAAGGUGCUUUGAAAGCUACUCUCUCACUCUUGGAAAGGGUUUUGAUGAAAGAUAUUGUUACUCCAGUACCACAAGAGGAGGUAAAGACAGUCAUCCGUAAAUGUCUAGAGCAGGCUGCUUUAGUCAACUAUUCUCGCCUAUCAGAGUAUGCCAAAAUUGAAGAGAAUCAAAAGGAUGCAGAAAAUGUAGGCCGGUUAAUCACUCCUGCCAAAAAGCUUGAAGAUACAAUACGUCUUGCUGAACUUGUCAUUGAAGUUCUUCAACAAAAUGAGGAGCACCAUGCAGAGCCACAUGUUGAUAAAGGAGAAGCCUUUGCGUGGUGGUCAGACUUGAUGGUGGAGCAUGCAGAGACCUUCCUGUCACUCUUUGCGGUGGACAUGGAUGCAGCGUUAGAGGUGCAACCCCCAGAUUCAUGGGACAGUUUUCCUCUGUUUCAGCUGCUGAAUGAUUUCCUUCGAACUGACUAUAAUCUGUGCAAUGGAAAAUUUCACAAACACCUACAAGACCUGUUUGCCCCACUUGUGGUUAGAUAUGUGGAUUUGAUGGAGUCCUCAAUUGCACAAUCCAUUCACAGGGGCUUUGAGCGGGAGUCAUGGGAACCAGUCAAGAGUUUAACCAGUAACCUACCCAAUGUGAACCUACCCAAUGUGAACCUUCCCAAAGUACCAAAUCUGCCAGUUAACAUCCCUCUAGGCAUCCCACAAAUGCCUACUUUUUCGGCACCGUCAUGGAUGGCUGCUAUAUAUGAUGCUGAUAAUGGAUCAGGCACUUCAGAAGAUCUGUUCUGGAAACUUGAUGCCCUUCAGACCUUCAUUCGGGACUUACACUGGCCCGAAGAAGAGUUUGGAAAGCACCUUGAACAAAGACUGAAACUGAUGGCAAGUGACAUGAUUGAAUCUUGUGUUAAAAGAACCAGGAUUGCAUUUGAAGUUAAGCUGCAAAAAACCAGUCGAUCAACAGAUUUUCGAGUCCCACAGUCAAUAUGCACCAUGUUUAAUGUUAUGGUUGAUGCCAAAGCUCAAUCAACAAAACUUUGCAGCAUGGAAAUGGGCCAAGAGCAUCAAUACCAUUCAAAAAUAGACGAGCUAAUUGAAGAAACUGUUAAAGAAAUGAUAACACUCUUGGUUGCAAAGUUUGUUACCAUCUUGGAAGGAGUACUGGCGAAACUAUCCAGAUAUGAUGAAGGAACUUUGUUUUCUUCUUUUUUAUCAUUUACGGUGAAGGCAGCUUCCAAAUACGUGGAUGUACCUAAACCUGGAAUGGACGUGGCCGAUGCCUAUGUAACUUUCGUCCGUCACUCUCAGGAUGUCCUCCGUGAUAAGGUCAAUGAGGAGAUGUAUAUAGAAAGGUUAUUUGAUCAAUGGUACAACAGCUCCAUGAACGUGAUCUGCACCUGGUUAACAGACCGAAUGGACUUACAGCUUCACAUUUAUCAGUUGAAAACACUAAUUAGGAUGGUAAAGAAAACCUAUAGAGAUUUCCGAUUGCAAGGGGUCCUGGACUCGACCUUAAACAGCAAGACCUAUGAAACCAUCCGGAACCGUCUUACUGUAGAAGAAGCCACCGCAUCAGUGAGCGAGGGUGGGGGCCUGCAGGGGAUCAGCAUGAAGGACAGUGAUGAGGAAGAUGAAGAAGAUGAUUAGCAUGUUCAGGCCUAUAGUCCACUAGGAUGGAGUCCUGUAAUCAAUGCAUGUCUUUAGUCUGUUAGUUAACCCCAUUAGGGAAUUUUCUGUCAACUAUCAUGCCCAUGAGAUGUUUAUCAAUACAAUGACCAUUUUAGCUAUGUGAUACCAAGAUUAUUAGCAAAUGACCUUUAAAUUCAUGACUUCCUGGUUCCACGUCUUACCUGUUUACAAGCAAUAUGGAACACCAUUCCUUUAAAUACUACUCACAGAGAGUAAAUAGUCCAACUGCUAGGUGUGUCCCUGUUAUCAGCCAAGUUAAAUGAUGCUUCAUUGAUGUGCUGUGUUUGCAUUGAUGGUAAAUGAAUGUGAGGGUGAAUACACCAAGUACUUUCACUUUGUUGCUUCACAUGUGUGGAUGCCAGUUAGAUAAAUAAGUACAAGAAAUUAAGCACGACCCAUAGAUAGGCUUUGUUUUUUGAAAGACAAAAAUGUAAGGCUCCAACAACCAACUUUGGUUCUUUAUGUUCCCCAUAACUAUGAAAGGAAGCCCUGGUAUCCUUGUUAACCCACCCUGUCAUUUUCCCCAUCUAGCUAGCCCAAACCAACUCUACACCAAUGGAUUGAUCCUCGUAAUUACUAUUGCAAGAGCGAUCCUCUCAUGAGUUAACAUCAAGCACAGUUCAGAGCAACUGUCUUCUGUCAAAGUUUAUCCUAUUAAAUGUUACAUUUUGCUUUUAUGUUUCAAUAAUUGUGUGUGUGUGUGUAAAAAAAACCUACAUAUUUAAAUUACAACCCUAGACUAUAAAUGUGUUUAUAAUAAGAUAUGGAUAUUUCCUUCCGUAGAUUGUAACCAUAAUUUAAAUUAUUUUGUUCCACGCUGUUUUUUAUAUCUGUCAUGUACAUUGCACUUUGGUCUGUAACUGCAUGACCUUGAGGUCCUCUGCAGAGCUAUUUCUUUCUGUGUUAUGUAGUGGAUCCAUCUUGCUUUUGCCUUAUAUAAAGCCUACAGUUAUGAAAAUGUGGAAAACUGUGGCUUCUCAAUAAAUAACUACUCAAUGUCUCAAGAAUAAAUAUGUGAGUCUUC